UCGUGCUCUAAAUCUACAGAAUAUUUCUAAACAUAGCAGAAAGCUUGCGAAAAUAUCGUAAAGCAGAAGCCAUUUUCGCAUAAAUUCCAUUCUUUUUUCAUCUCUCAGAUCUACAAAUACUGUUCUGGCGGCGAAGAAACAGUGUAAAAAAAAUAAAAAAUAAAAAAUAAAAAAAAAAUCAGGCACAGAGAGAGAUGGGAGUGGUGAUUAUCGACGGGUCAACGGUGCGAAACUUCGUGAACGACGAAGAGGCCUUCAACAAGGCCGUAGACGAGAGGUUCUCGUCGCUGGAUCUCAACGACGACGGCGUCCUGUCGCGCUCGGAGCUGCGGAAUGCGUUCGAGUCGUUCCGUCUCAUCGAGACUCACUUCGGCGUCGACGCCGCCACUCCGCCGGAUGAGCUGCCCAAGCUCUACGACUCCAUAUUCGAGAAGUUCGAUUUAGAUCAGAGCGGCACCAUCGACCGUGACGAGUUCAAGAGCGAGAUGAAGAAGAUCAUGCUCGCCAUAGCCGAUGGAUUCGGAUCGUCGCCGAUCCAGAUGGUGCUUGACGAUAGCUUUGGCGAUAAUAACUUCCUCAAACAAGCCGCCGACCGGGAAGCCGCCCAGUUCUCCGCCUGAACAUGGAAUCGAAUCUGAAACGGUAAAAUAACUCCGAUCCGGCAGUUUAUUCGGCCAAUUUUCUUCUUGAAAUAUCGUGUUUAAUAAGUUUUGGUUAUCCAUUACUGUCACUAAGAAUUAUGGUGCAAGUUUGAUUACAGAAACUUGUCAUUCGUGGUAUGUUUUAGGAUCAAUAUUGUUGGAUCAAUAUUGUUGGUAUGAAAUUAUUUCAACCAAACAUUGUUCAAUGAAUGUCA
Molecule: messenger RNA, 856 nt
Organism: Ipomoea nil (Japanese morning glory)
Lineage: Eukaryota; Viridiplantae; Streptophyta; Magnoliopsida; Solanales; Convolvulaceae
Exons: 2
Coding region: 195-620 (141 amino acids)
Molecular function (GO): calcium ion binding
Source: RefSeq, a predicted model, not a curated record